CUUUCCUUGAGAGUGGUUCAGUGUAAUCUUUUCUGCUAUGGCCCAUACGGGAUCACUCCAUAGGUAUAAAACAACCAAAGUUGUCCAUGACAGUAUCUGCAUAUCUUAGUCAUAGAGAGUUCCUGUUAUAUAUGGGUGGUAUGUCUUAUUUACCUGGUUCUCAAGCCAAUAUGUUCAGGUUCUAUUUUAUAUUCUCCACCUGGAUCAUCCUAUCAUUGAGCUGUUCUGUUUUUUCUGGUCCUGAUUCAUGUUGCCCACAUAAUUAUGCCAGACAAACUGAUCAACAAUUUCAGCAGAAAAUCGAUCGGUUCUGGGAGUUUGAAGAGCAAUCCAACAGUUGGGUUGAAGUGAAACUGCCUUAUGAUUUGUUUUCUUGCAUCAAUGAUAAUUGCACCAAAGUUGAUUCGAUUGAUCGAAAAACAGAGAAAGCAGAAGAGCCUAUAGAAAGAAAAUCUGAUGUUCCUGAACAACAGGAGAAUUUCAAGAAGAAGAAUAACAAGGGAGGACUAGAUAGAAGUUCUAUGUUUCUGCCUAUGAGGAAGAGAGUUUCUUUAAUUAAAAUGUCUGAGAGUUCCAUUUGGGUCACUGGUGAAAGCGGUUCGAUCUACGAGAGGUUUUGGAAUGGAUUGCAGUGGGUGAUAGCACCCCAUGAUUUACCAGUAUCAGCAGGAUAUGCAGUUUCUAUAUUCAUGGUCAAUCAGACAAUUCUUGCUCUAUCUGAAGCUGGUCAUCUGCAUCAGAUGAAGCUGAGUGAAAAUUCGCAGCCUGUUUGGGUUGAGUUUACACCAGCAAUUGAUCUCAUCACAAUUAGAGAAACAGAACAAACUUCUGCAAUCCAAUUGAAGUCUGGAGCUAUUACACAAGAUAGAGAGAGAAUUUAUUUCUGCACAAAGAAGGGAUCACUGUUAGAACUUAAUGGGGUUGAGCCUCCAAGGUGGCUUCAUCAUGGCCGACCUCCUGGUGCAGAUGUAGCAGCAAUAGCUGAUGCUGCUACAAUUAGGCCAGAAGUAAUCUUUACUGUGAGUUCUACGGGGGAUCUCUAUGAAUUUGACCCUAGCUCAAAGCCAUCAUGGAAGAAGCAUAUAUGGAGAGAAGGAUCAGCUCAAAAUACUUCUUUGUCACCUUCAAUGGGUUGCGGUGUACAUGGACUGAAUGGAGCUCAUUCCAUGUCUUUGUUUCUUUUGACAAAGGGUGGUAUUUUAGUGGAGAGAAGAAUACAACAAAGGAAAUGGAAAUGGAUAGUCCAUGGAAGUCCAGAAGAUCAUCCCCUGUCAUCCAUCACACCAGUUUCACAAGAUGAAUUGAAUGACAAGUCAUAUUCCUUGUUUCUUACAACAGGAUCAGGGUUCAUUUUCGAAUAUCGAAUACCAAAACAGUCAGCUUGUGAACAAGACUUGGAGAUCACUUAA
Ilex paraguariensis (yerba mate) is the source of this 1409-nucleotide messenger RNA. The record is from the annotation of a GenBank genome assembly. Lineage: Eukaryota; Viridiplantae; Streptophyta; Magnoliopsida; Aquifoliales; Aquifoliaceae.